Messenger RNA from Durusdinium trenchii, 1324 nucleotides. The record is from the annotation of a GenBank genome assembly. NCBI's taxonomy places the organism in Eukaryota, Dinophyceae, Suessiales, Symbiodiniaceae.
ACAUUUUCAGAGUGUGGGUCAUAAGAACUCCCUCUUGCCAUGGCUGGUCAACCACUUUGGGCGAAGACUGUCUCCAGUGCUGUCGCGGAGAAGAGCAGUCUAGGCCAAGUCUUGAUCUUGGCCCUGCAGAAAGCAUGGCGCAGUGGUUCGGCUGGAUUCGUGGCUGGGACAAUGCAGGUGCUGGCGUUCAUGUGGCUGCGCACUGCGAUGAAUUAUCAGUACAAGUUCGGCGGAACUUUGUUGGAGGUCUUGAAGAAGCUUUGGGCUGAAGGAGGCCUCCCACGCCUCUACCAGGGCCUCUUCCCGUGGGCGAUUUUCCAAGCGCCGCUCUCCCGCUUCGGCGACGUGGCCGCCAACGAUAUGGUCUUGGUGCUCAUUCCAGCCUUACUGCCCCAGGUUCCUGUGAGCAUCUCCACUUUUGUGGGCUCUUUGUCUAGUGCUGCAUGGCGCAUCGUCAUCACCCCAGUAGACACCUGCAAGACCAUCCUCCAGACCGAUGGCUCCAAGGGCUGGGUCAUGCUGAAGGAGAAGAUGGCGAAAGGUGGUGUCACAGUGCUGUGGGCUGGUUGGGAAGGGAACUACAUGGCGAACGUGAUUGGCAACUACCCAUGGUUUGCCACGAUGAAUGUGCUGCAGAAGCACGUUCCUGUCCCAGAGGGGAACUUCAUGAAGCUCGUGAGGAGUGCCUUCAUUGGAGCAAUUGCCUCGUCAAUCAGCGAUGUGGUGGCGAAUUCCAUUCGAGUGAUCAAGACCAAAAAACAAACCAGCAACGACAACUGCAGCUACUUCUCCGCGACGCAACAGAUCAUCGAAAAGGACGGGAUCUCGGGUGUGUUCUUCCGCGGACUGAGCACUCGAGUUUUCACCAACAUCUUGCAAAGUGCCUUUUUUACCGUGCUUUGGAAGUACCUCUCAUCGAAGUAGAGGCCGUGCGGGCCACACUCCAAGACGCGGAGAUGGGGUAUCAACCUGGGACGUUCGGUCAGCAAGCCAUUUCUGGAUCUCAGGUGGUUUACCGGAUUUCUUCCAUCCCAGUUCGCCCGAUCUUCCACCAGAUCCGCGUGUGGUCGCCGCUCGUUGUGCCACCGUGCCGUGCUGGAAAAAAAAGAGAGAACGCGCGAUGGCGUGAAAAGGGUGGAGGGAGGUGGAGAGCGUGUUUGAGGUGAAGGCGUGUGAGGUAUCUCUUUGAGCGAUCGACGCAAGUGACCAGUGACCCGCGAGGCGAACGCCUGGGUCACGCCGCUAGGAUGAAGGGCUGGGAUCACGGCCGUUUGGAGGUUCAACGGUUUUCAGAUCAGCUGCCCUAAGAAUCCGAGCGGGCUGU